This is a messenger RNA of Plutella xylostella (diamondback moth), 3255 nucleotides long. It is a transcript of the gene Sb, whose product is annotated as serine proteinase stubble. Gene Ontology annotation, molecular function: serine-type endopeptidase activity. The record is from RefSeq and is a predicted model, not a curated record. Gene Ontology annotation, biological process: proteolysis. NCBI's taxonomy places the organism in Eukaryota, Metazoa, Arthropoda, Insecta, Lepidoptera, Plutellidae.
CGCCGCCUGCGCUCAGUCGCGACCCAGCGCCCGCCACGACCGCACGCGUCUCGCCGCCGCACCGGCUUCGCGAGUGUAACUUGAAAUAAAAAAUAUUUACAGUGACAGUGAAUUGUUAUGUGUCUCUAAUCGGAUAUUGACCCAAUUUACACGACGACGCGCCCUACCGCCUGUAUGCAGUGCGGUGAUGCGAGUCUUGCGCCCGCGCACACAUGCAUGCCGCCCGCGCACACGGUGUGGUUGUGAUGACAUGGUGGUGGGCGAUCGCGCUGCUCGCCUGGGCGGCGCCCACCGUCCGCCCAGCGCCCAGAGCGGGCAAUGGUGAGCCUUAUUACAGUCACCAGAUGUCUCGCAAGUCGUGCCUGGCGGGCGGGUCUCGCGGCGCGUGCAUGUGGGUGCAGGAGUGCAACCGCGCGGGCGGCCUGCACGCCGGGGUGUGCGUGGACGGCUUCAUGUUCGGGUCUUGUUGUCUGCUGCCGCCAGAGACAGAAACCCAGAGCCCAGUCACAGUCACAGAGAAACCUUACACAGCGCCAUCUAGCACCACACUCAGCACUACGCACUCCGCCGAGCUGUCGACACAGACGAUACAGCGGCCGGGCUUCCAGACGCAGAGGCCGUCGUUCAUGACCAAGCCAAUAGAUGGCGCGCCUACGUCACACGGCUAUCGGCCACCUGAAAUAAACUUACCUUCAUUAGGAAACUUAGAUUCAAGUAGCGAACAAAAUAGUGAUAUAGCUCAUAAAUUAUCGUAUAGCAGUGUAAAUAAGUACCAAAAUAAUGUAAAUAGGCCGAGCGGGGAGCCCCGGCCGCCAGUACAGGAAACUAGUCCGCACAACAAGAUUUCUUCUAGUCCUAGCUUAGUGGCUAACGCGCGGCCGAUGGCGGUCUCCGAGCAAGCAGCUGAAAACAGCAUCUCGUCAGGUCAAUGGUCCCGACCAAACAACGUGAACACACUCCACUGGCAGGCGUCCACCGAGGCCUCCUUCAUCACGAAGCCGCGCCCCUCCAGCUGGGAUAAGCCGGCGGGGAAGCCCAAGCCCACCAAGAAGUUCACAACGACUACGGCCAAGCCACACAAGAACUAUGUGAAGCCUAAAGACCCGGCGUAUAAUAUGAUCAAUAAAACUGAUAAUCAGGUCACGGAGCCGCCUAGGACGCAGGCCUCUGCAGAGUGCGGCGUGGUCCGCAUGUGGCCUCGCCCCGAGACCCGCAUCAUGGGCGGCCAGGACUCGUCCUUCGGGCGCUGGCCGUGGCAGGUCUCCGUCAGACGGACGAGCUUCUUCGGCUUCUCGUCCACGCACCGGUGUGGCGGCGCUAUUAUCAAUGAGGGCUGGAUCGCUACGGCCGGCCAUUGUGUUGAUGACCUGCUGACGUCUCAAAUCCGCAUUCGAGUUGGCGAAUACGACUUCUCAUCUGUGUCCGAGAAAUUCCCGUUUGUAGAACGAGGGGUGGCGAGGAAAGCUGUUCACCCGAAGUAUAACUUCUUCACGUAUGAAUACGACCUGGCACUGGUGAAGUUGGAAGCGCCUGUGUUGUUUGCGCCGCACAUAGCUCCCAUCUGUCUGCCGGCCACUGAUGAUCUGCUGGUGGGCGAAAAUGCAACCGUGACUGGUUGGGGAAGACUCUCUGAAGGAGGGGUUUUGCCGUCGAUUUUGCAAGAGGUCCAAGUGCCGAUAGUAUCGAAUGAGCGAUGCAAGUCCAUGUUCCUGAGUGCUGGGCGGCAUGAGUUCAUUCCCGACAUCUUUCUCUGCGCAGGACAUGACCGCGGGGGCCACGACUCAUGCCAGGGGGACUCCGGGGGACCCUUGCAGGUCAAAGGCAAAGACAGAAAAUACUUCCUGGCGGGUAUCAUCAGCUGGGGCAUCGGCUGCGGGGAGGCGAACCUGCCCGGAGUCUGCACCAGAAUAUCCAAGUUCGUCCCGUGGAUCCUGCAGACUGUCAACACAUAGACUAUUCAAACACCGAACGUGGUUGUGAUUCAUAAAAGAACAAAACAAAGUGACGAUCGCGCGAACCGACACGAUUCGAAAAUGGAAACGCCGAACCGGCGAAUCCGAUUCGCAUGAAAAACAAAAGACAAUCGGCGGACUCUCGGCCGCCGCAGUGUUUGUGCAAAGUGCAAGUUACCUUCAAAAACGUUGAUUCGAUUCAACGUUUUCUGAGGCGUUUUAUUCAAGGAUAUAACGUAACACCGAAACGUUGUGGUUCUAGCACGAGUAUUAAAAUUUAUUAUUCAGAUGUUGUUGUCCGUGUUAAACGUUUUGUGAAAUGUUUGCUGUGUAGUUGGUUUGUGUUCGCGGGCACGCCUGCAUUAGUAAUGGCGCCGCUACUAGACUGCGAAUUACUCCGGAAGUUACAAUGAUUUGCGCUGAAUGCAGUUUGAUCCUUUCUGCUUUCACGCUAAACCAAAAAGUCAUUUGUAAAAUUAUUAGUUUGGCCAUUGGACUCGUGCUAAUCCUCAGAAGCUAUGCAGAACUCGCGACUAUUGUGAAAUUCUGUAUGAAUCUUUUCAAAGCUUCAAAUAUCGGUGUAAGUAUAGGCUUGGACAUAAAAACGCCCAAAAUGGACUCAUGAAUUAAUGAUAAAUGGACUUUAAUGUAACAAUUAUUGAAUAAGAUAAUAAUAUCAAGUGACGACGUAAACCUUUACUUUAUUUACACUCUUUUAUGUUUGACAUAAAAUAAGAGUGCUGUUUUUAUGCCAACAAAAAUUUAAAUAGUAAUAAUGCAUUAUAUGUAUGUAAAUAUUAAAAAGCCUGCGCUUACUUUUCAUAAGUCAAAUUGUAUAUUUUUGCAUUUAUACAAAAUAUUUUUUGCGUUUUCGUGCAAAGAAUUUUCUUUUUAUGUAAAUACUGCAUAGUAUUUUCUUGCCUAUUAGAUGCUUUGUAGAUAUAACAGUAUUAUUUUUAAUUUAACAAUAAGACAAAAUCGUUGUAGAACUUUUAUGUAAAUACGCUAUUCCUAUUUAUAGUUUUUUUGUAAAAAAAUAUCUAUGAAAUUGUAUUUUUUGUUAAUGUUAGCGAUAUAAGCAUGUUAUUGUAAAAAUAUAAGAAUUUUAUUGUAGAAAUAAUGUGAAUGAAUGACCAAAUCACACACAUUAUACAUAAUUAUAUGAUAAGAAGUGCUACUCCAGUGAUGUGUCUGUAGGAAUAUUAUAUUUUGUUUGAAACAUAGUUUAUAGCGGCGUUGACUCCAUUUUGUUCUUUUUCAGUAAUUUUUGUUAAUGAUUAAAAUAAUGAAACUAUUGACAAAA